AUGUCUGGUCGCGGUAAAGGAGGGAAGGGUCUGGGGAAAGGCGGCGCCAAGCGCCACAGGAAGGUGCUCCGGAACAACAUCCAGGGCAUCACCAAACCCACCAUCCGACGUUUGGCCCGCAGAGGGCGAGUCAAGCGCAUCUCCGGCCUCAUCUAUGAGGAGACCCGCGGAGUGCUGAAAGUCUUCCUGGAGAAUGUCAUCCGCGAUGCCGUCACCUACACCGAGCACGCCAAGAGGAAGACCGUCACCGCCAUGGAUGUCGUCUAUGCUCUCAAACGACAGGGCCGCACUCUACGGAUUCAGAGGAUAAAUCCUCAUAACCCCCCCGGCUUCAUCUCAUACGAAGGGCUGUCUGUAGGAAUAUCUGUUUCUUCUGUAGUUAGACCAAUUUCUAGCUUUUUCGGUAAAAUCUGUGGGAAAGUUCUUAGCUGGAUACUUCCUGUACAAUCCGAUUGUAGAGUUCUUUAG
This is a messenger RNA of Staurois parvus, 468 nucleotides long. NCBI's taxonomy places the organism in Eukaryota, Metazoa, Chordata, Amphibia, Anura, Ranidae. The record is from the annotation of a GenBank genome assembly.